Molecule: messenger RNA, 1010 nt
Organism: Paraphaeosphaeria sporulosa
Lineage: Eukaryota; Fungi; Ascomycota; Dothideomycetes; Pleosporales; Didymosphaeriaceae
Exons: 1
Coding region: 215-829 (204 amino acids)
Source: RefSeq, a predicted model, not a curated record
UGCUUGGGGGGCCGUCCCGCUACACCAAAGGUAUGAAGAGCGGCGGUGCUAACCCAGUCGGCGCGCGUGCAACGGGGGGCGUCUGCGCAAGCAAACGGCGGGCGGGCACUGCAAAGGCGCAGCAGUGCGGCUCAGGGUGGAGCGCAGAUUGACGAUUCCGACGCUGGAGAGGGUUCGCAGGAGGCCGGCGAGGAGAGAGGCACGGCGGGAUGGGAUGGGAUCUUCACUAAAAAUGGCACUGCGCACGGCGGCGCUGCGAGUGGCCGGCACCCCUGCAGCUGCAGCGCAGGCGGCGCGCAGGAGCCUACUGGCCAGCCCAGCCGCCAGCACAACACCGCACGCCGUUCCGCUGCUUUACCACUGCGAUGCCUGGCUGCUGCCGAGCGCCCGCCCGCUGCCUACCAGACCACCGCCCGCCGGCGCCCAGCUUCUCGCGAGCGCCGGUGAUUCGCAUGCAGCUGGCGGCUGGCGCCAAUCACCGCUCGCGUCCAGCGUUUCACGCAGUUUGACCAGCCCGGAAGCAGCGCGCGCUCGCGCCCCUCGAAACGCACCACGCCAGUCGCCAAAUUGCAUGGACCGUCGUUCAUGGCGCGCUGCUGCGCGAAGGUUUCAGCGCAGCACCACCGCCCUCCAGUCGCUGCGCCAGCCUCGCGCCCGCUCACCACUUCACCACUCGCCGCACGAGCUGCUUCCUGAGCGUUCGUCGCGCGCCGCGUCCAGCGUCCACGUGUGCGGGCGUGCACCUCGCCCGCACCAGCCUGAGCGCAUGCCCGCAUCGCCGCCGUCCUUGCGGCCUCGGUUCGCCAGGGCGGAUUGCGCACUCGUCUAGCAAACACUAGCACCACCGCAAGAAGCGCGAGAUGCACUUUCCACUGGCCCUGCUGGGAUGGCUAGACGCCUGUUCUCCUACGCUGUCCGCGCCAGCUCCGCACCUAUAACACCUACACGCUCCACGCAUCACGCGCAAAUUUUCCUGAGACAGUCCAUCUCCGCCUAGCAUGUCCUCUCUA